UGUUUAAAAAUCGCGCCGCGCGCAGUCUUCUGGCUGUGACGUCAUCAGGGCGCGACAGUUCAUUUCCUUGCGCUCAGAUAAACAACAGCAAAUCAGAGCGUUUCGAUCCUUCCUACAGCCGAUUCGGUUCUGACAGCCGCAGCUCGCACAGAAACAGAGCCUGCUUUGGAGAACAGACCCACAGGAGAAGAGGUCCGGUUCUGGAGCAUCCUUUCGUCCCGGGCUCACGGGUUAUCUGUGUUCAGGUGACGACCAGCCGCGCAGCCUGGGCCACGCCCCCCUCGACCUGGACCCAAGUCGGCCAGAAGGUUUCCCGUCUGUCGGUGCAGGUCAGCAAAGACAAAAUGGAGAAAGGAAGAAGAAAAAGUGAUCUGCAGGAAGCGAAGAGGAGAGGAAGAAUGGAGAGAAGCCAUCAGAAGGAGGAGGAGCUAAGUAGCAUCAUGGGGGCUCUGGAUCUUUCCGGCGGAUCUGCAGCCAGAGGAACCGGUCUGGUUUACUCUGAGAUCUUCACACAGCAUCAGAACCUGUGGGAGUCCAGUCAUCCGGAGAGUCCAGACAGAGUCCGGUCCAUCAUGGAGGAGCUGGAGCGGCAGCAGCUGCUGCCCCGCUGUGUCCGUGUGCAGCCUCGGACAGCGACAGAGGAGGAGCUGCUGCUCGUGCACACGAAGGAUUAUAUCGACCUGAUCAAGUCCACAGAGAGGAUGACGCAGCCGGAGCUGCAGACGCUGUCCUGCAAAUACGACUCUGUCUAUCUGCAUCCUCUGUCCUUUCAGGUGUGUGCGCUGGCCGCCGGUUCUGUCCUCCAGCUGGUCGAUGAGGUCAUGACCUUCAACCUGAGAAAUGGAUUUGCUGUCAUCAGACCUCCAGGUCACCACGCUCAGACCAACGAGCCCAACGGCUUCUGUGUGUUCAACAACGUUGGAAUUGCAGCACGCUACGCUCGCAGCCGUCACGCCGUCAGCAGGGUGUUAAUUGUGGACUGGGACGUUCACCAUGGGCAGGGUCUUCAGUACCUGUUCCAGGAAGAUCCCAGUGUGUUGUACUUCAGCAUCCAUAGAUACGAGCACGCCUCCUUCUGGCCUCACCUGCCAGAGUCUGACAGCAGUUUUACUGGCAGUGAAAAUGCUAAAGGAAGAAACAUUAACAUUCCUUGGAACAAGAUUGGAAUGAGCGACGCUGAUUACAUCUCUGCUUUCCAACAUGUCCUGCUGCCUGUGGCCUAUGAGUUUCAGCCUCAGCUGGUUCUGGUCUCGGCUGGAUUUGAUGCAGCAGCUGGAGAUUCUAAGGGGGAAAUGAAUGUUAGUCCUCAGUGCUUUCACACUCUGACACACAUGCUGAUGAGUCUGGCUGAAGGUCGUCUGAUUCUCGCUCUAGAGGGAGGUUACAACCUGCAGGCGACAGCAGAAGGAGCUGCAGCCAGUGUCCGAGCUCUGUUGGGCGGAGCCUGCCCUCGUUUGACUCCGCCCACUGAACCUUCUGAAAGCGCCCUGCACUCCAUCUCUCAGACCAUCUCUGAGCUGUACUCCCACUGGGCCUUCCUCCAAGUCUUGGAGGGAACUUCCUCGGCUGAAGAUGACCUAAUCAGGUCAGUUCCGGGUCCCAUUAGCGCGGUAACCGCGGCCCCUCCCCCUGCUGUUGCCACAAUCACAGGCUUGGUCUACGAUGAGAGAAUGAUGGAGCACGUCAAUUUGUGGGACAGACACCACCCGGAGCAGCCUCAGAGGAUCUUCAGGAUCUUCUCCAGGCACCAGCAGCUGGGAUUGGUCGACCGUUGCCAGCGAAUCCAGAGUCGCUCGGCAACAGAGGAAGAGCUAGCUAUGUGUCAUAGUUUGAAGCACAUCCAACAGAUGAGUGCAACAGCAACCAUGAAGCCCAGAGACCUUCACAGGCUGGGGGACGAGUUUGUCUCCAUCUUCAUCAGCAACCAGAGCUUCCAGUCCGCCCAGCUCGCUGCUGGAAGCUGCUUUGCUGCUGUGGAGCAUAUCCUAGAUGGACAGGUAAACAACGCCGUGGCCAUCGUCCGUCCUCCAGGCCAUCACGCCGAGGUCGACUCUCCUUGCGGCUUUUGUCUCUUCAACACAGCAGCGCUCACCGCUCGCCACGCUCAGAAAGUCUCCCCCGAUCUGAAGAUCUUGAUUGUGGACUGGGAUGUUCACCACGGGAACGGGACGCAGCACAUGUUUGAGGACGACAGCAGUGUUCUCUACAUCUCCCUCCAUCGCUAUGACAACGGGACUUUCUUUCCAUCAUCGGAAGACGCUGCCCCUGAAAAGGUGGGCGUGGCCAAAGGUGUGGGGUAUAAUGUGAACGUGGCGUGGAGCGGUGGGCGGAUGGGGGAUUCUGACUACCUGGCAGCCUUUCACCAGGUCGUCAUGCCAAUCGCAUCAGAGUUCAACCCUGGCCUGGUUCUGGUGUCCGCCGGGUUCGAUGCAGCGCGGGGGGAUCCACUGGGUGGAUAUAAUGUGACCCCAGAAGGAUACGCCCACCUCACGCACAUGCUGAUGUCACUGGCAGGAGGGCGGGUCCUCAUCAUCCUGGAGGGAGGCUACAACCUCACCUCCAUUUCUGACUCCAUGGCUGCCUGCACCAGCGUGCUGCUGGGAGACCCUCCGCCAUCACUGGUGACCCCCCUGCCCCCCCCUCACCACUGCGCUGCAGUAGCCAUCAACGAGGUCAUCCAGCACCACGCCCCCUACUGGAGGAGCCUGAGGGUUCAGAUUCCAGACUCGGUGCGAGCAUCCUCAAAGCAUCGUGGGAAACGUGGUUCUAAAGGAAGAGACCGGACGUCGGGGCAGAGCAGCACGAGCAGACCUGAGUCCUCUAUGGCGCAGAGCGACGUGGAGCAGCUCACGCAGGGUUUGGCCACUCUAGACCUCAGUCAGAGCCCGGCACACCCGGCCCUUCCUGGCCCUGCAGCCCCGCCCCCAGAGGGAGGAGUCGGAUCAGAGUCCCACCCACAUUCAGACUCUGUUGAAGAAGCUCAGGUGAUCAAAGGUGACAGCCCGCCGAGGGCAGCACCACCUCAGGUAACACCUGAGGAGGAGGAGCCUGAGCCAGAAGGAGCGUGCGGUUGGGCGGAGUCUCAGAAAAGCGUGGAACUAAUGUGUGCAGCAGACACUCUGUAUGUGGUCGACCCGCUGCCCUGGUGUCCACACCUGGACGCUGUGAAGCCCCUCCCCCCCACAGGUAUAGACGUGUCGCGGCCCUGCCAGGACUGUGCAUCUGAGGCCGAGAACUGGAUCUGCCUCACCUGCUACCAGGUGUUCUGCGGGCGCUACGUCAACGAGCACAUGGUGGCUCACGGCGCGGAGGAGGAGCACCCCAUGGUUCUGAGUUUCUCUGAUCUCUCUGUGUGGUGUUACCUGUGCGAGUCCUACGUCCACCACCAGAUUCUGUUCCAGACCAAAAACGCUGCCCACCUCUCCAAGUUCGGAGAAGGCUGCCCCCCGUGGAACUGAGAGGAGGAAGAGGACGAGGAAGGCUUCCUCGCCGUCCGACUCUGCUUCAUUUGGACAGUUUCACGUGUUCUGGAUGACCGUGCUUCUGGAAUGUUCUGAUGCCACACGGCCACCAAAAAAGAGACAAAUACACAAUUCUUUCUUCAUCUGAUUUUUUAAAUAUUCCUUAAUUAUCUUCACAGUUCUUUGACCUUUAAAAUCCAUGUGAUCACGGAAAGAUGAACGAACACGAUGAUGUCAGCUUGUUUCAAAGCUGCUCAGUGAUCUGAGUCCUCAUGUUAGUCAGUUUGAUAACUAAAAUAAAAUCUGUUCUAUCAAAA
This is a messenger RNA of Oryzias melastigma (Indian medaka), 3778 nucleotides long. It is a transcript of the gene hdac6, whose product is annotated as histone deacetylase 6. The record is from RefSeq and is a predicted model, not a curated record. Gene Ontology annotation, cellular component: histone deacetylase complex. The transcript is spliced from 29 exons. Gene Ontology annotation, biological process: chromatin organization. The coding region runs from base 345 to 3458 and encodes 1037 amino acids. NCBI's taxonomy places the organism in Eukaryota, Metazoa, Chordata, Actinopteri, Beloniformes, Adrianichthyidae. Gene Ontology annotation, molecular function: zinc ion binding; histone deacetylase activity.